This is a messenger RNA of Arabis nemorensis, 1131 nucleotides long. Lineage: Eukaryota; Viridiplantae; Streptophyta; Magnoliopsida; Brassicales; Brassicaceae. The record is from the annotation of a GenBank genome assembly.
AUGGGUUACAGAGAUUACCCUUUCGUGCCUCGACCCGAACACGACGAAUCCAGAGACCCGAGAAGGUAUCCUAGUCACGAGGAAGUCCUCGCUUACCUUGGAGAUUUCGCGAGAGAGUUUAAGGUCGACGAGAUGGUUCGAUUCGAGACAGAAGUGGUUCGUGUCGAGCCUCAAGACAAGAAAUGGAGGGUCUUGUCCAAAAAUUCCGUUGGGAUCUCCGACGAUGAGAUUUUCGAUGCGGUCGUUGUUUGUAAUGGACACUAUACAGAGCCUCGAGUUGCUCAAAUUCCUGGAAUAGAAACAUGGCCAGGGAAGCAGGUGCAUAGCCACAAUUACCGAGUUCCUGACCCAUUCAAAGACCAGGUGGUGGUAGUGAUAGGAAAUUUUGCGAGUGGAGCCGAUAUUAGUAGAGACAUAAUGGGAGUGGCGAAAGAAGUCCAUAUCGCGUCUAGAUCGAAUCCAUCCGAGACAUACGAAAAGCGCCCUGGUUCCGACAAUCUAUGGCUUCACUCUAUGAUAGAAAGCGCGCACGAAGAUGGGUCGAUUGUUUUCAAGAAUGGUAAGGUUAUAAAAGUUGAUACCAUUGUGCAUUGCACUGGUUACAUAUAUCACUUCCCGUUUCUCAACACCAAUGGCUAUGUUACCGUCGACGAUAACUGUGUUGGACCGCUUUAUAAACACGUUUUUCCGCCCGCAUUUGCUCCCGGGCUUUCCUUCGUUGGUUUACCUUGGAUGGGAUUGCAAUUCUUUAUGUUUGAGCUCCAAAGCAAGUGGGUGGCUGCAGUUUUGUCCGGUCGAGUCCCACUUCCUUCAGAAGAAAAAAUGAUGGAAGAGGUAACCGCUUUUUACGCAAAGCGUCAAGCUCAGGGGUUUCCCAAGAGAUACGCGCAUCGUCUUGGUAGGGAUCAGGUUAGUUACCUCAAUUGGAUGGCCGAACAAGUUGGUGAACCGCCUCUCGAACUUUGGAGAGAUAAGGAAGUAGACCGCGGCUAUCAAAGACUUGCCACACAAUCAGACACUUUCCGCGAUAAGUGGGACGAUGAUAAUCUCAUGGUUGAGGCUUAUGAGGAUUUCUUGAGCCAGAAGCUGAUCGAUGCUCUUCCUUCUCAGAUAUUGGAAUGUAAAAAAUGA